Cuscuta campestris is the source of this 2385-nucleotide messenger RNA. The record is from the annotation of a GenBank genome assembly. Lineage: Eukaryota; Viridiplantae; Streptophyta; Magnoliopsida; Solanales; Convolvulaceae.
GACGAAGAGGUCUCUCUCGCCGGCCAAAUAAACUCCCAUAUUUUAAUUAUGUCACUCAUAAUAAGAACAAGUUUGGGUUUCACUCAAGACAUUACCUGCGAUCAUCCGACAUCAAGCAGAUCUAUCAUCGUCGACAAAGGGAGGCUCCAACUCAAAGUAGAAGAUGGCCAUUCAGAGAUUCAGACACAAAGGACAAGAAAGAUUCAUACGUUUUAAGUGAUUCCAGAAUAGUAUCCAACAGGUAUGAAGUCGAAAUCACAGAUUCAAAAGGCAGCAAAAAUCUCAGAUUCAAGUUCAAGACACAAACUAAGGUUUUUGAGCUUUUUCAUUCAUACUACAACAACAAUGUCUGUAUCUGUGAUUAUGGAUUUAGAAAUUAUCAAAUGUGGUUUGAUAUGGAUACUGUCAAAUGGAUCUUGGAAUCACUGUCUCUUUUUUCCAAGAGGAGAUGCUGGAUGAUUUUUAUGAAAGACACAAAUAGAAGUAUUGAGCUAACCAUGGGUUCUAAUAAAAGAGGAAAUUAUGUCAAAAUCUUAGAGAGAAGAAGAGAGGGAAGGAGAUUUUUAAUCAUUCCUUUUGAUUCACACAAAGAUGGACCAAAAUUAUUUAUCAGAGUACUCUCUUCAUUCAUCUAUAGAGCUUCUAAUUCAAAAGCUACUUCAGCAGCUAGUGUACCAACAGUGGAUGACAAUGUCCUGUUAGCUACACCCACAGAAUUCCUGGAACAUCAUCCUAUGUCCCCAACUCCUAUCUUGGAACUUGGUACACCAACUCAAGAUACACAAUAUUCUGAAACGAAGGUGAAUGAUGAAACCCAGAAGAAUGACAAAACAAACCAUUCAAGCACAAAGGAUAAUUUUAUAGACCAAGGAGGAUCAGAAGGUUUCACUACUGCUCCUUUGACAGAAACGGCCCUUGAAGAGAGGCAGAUGGUUAUUUACGAGGGAGAGGAAGAACCUGAAUACAACAUUUCUGAAGCAUACCGUGAAUUGUUUCCGCCACUGCCAAGAAGGAUGUUAUCUCCAUAUGCUCCUGCUUUUUUGCCACUUUCAAACAACACAUUUGCUGCUCUUCUCAAUCAAGAUCCUGGGUGCUUAGAGGAAGAAGAUCCUUUUGCAAAGAUUAAUGAACAAAGCCUGGUUCUAUGUUCUAAUGCAGUGGAAGAUCAUGCAAAGGAGAGGGAUGGGCCAAUACUUUACACCCAUUCAGAGGGCGAGGAUUUAGUGUUCAUAGAUACUAAACUUAAACCAUUGAAAAUAGAUCUUUCAAGAUGUUUCAAGCAACCUUUUAAUCUACGCAAGGAACUCAAGGGCCGAAAGACCUUCUCCCCAUCGCAAAUUGUUACCAGAAGUAAGGCUAAAAUACUAGCAGAAGGGAGGAGGAUCACACCUAUUGGCUGGGAAGAGGAACAAGAAAUGCUUGAUCCACAACAAUCCCAUGAAGAGGAGGUAAUUGACUUCUUCAAGCUCUGUUGUCCUACUAAAAAAGAAGAGCCUAUCCAAAAAGGCAUUAAGCAAAAGUCAGAAAAAGAAAUUGAAGAAGAAAAAGAAACAGAGUCAGGUUAGUGAUAUGGGAAAUGAGGAUGAGGAUUUUUAUGACUUGGACUAUUCCUGUUGAAUGAUUGUGUCUCUAGCAGAUUUUAAUUUCAACAUUUGAGUGUUUCAGUUGGAAUGUUUGGGAAAUGAUGUAGUAGUUUACUUUUGAUAAAGUCGGGUUAAUGAACACGGAGCUGCUGUUGCUGGACUUCUAGCAACUAAAUACUUCGGUUAUGUUGCUUUUGAGACACUUUUGGAUGAAGUGGAGCAAAUACCAUUUGGGGCUUGCCAUUUUGAAAGUUGCAGCAGAAUUGAAGGCAAAUUAUCCUUAGAAUCCAGCUUUGGCUCAGUGAUGACUUGGGAUUUACCAUUCUGCUCAGUCUAGUAGAAACAGACUAUUGCCUCAUUCUUAUAAUUCUGAAGGACUCUUGAUCAGGUCAUAGUAUUCUUAUUGGUUCAACCAUCAAAGAUGCAGCAUACCCUAGUCAAGUCCUAAUUUGAUUAGCAGUUACUAACUACUGAUUUUGCUUACCUUCAUCAACAUAACUGACUUCAUUUUCAUCUUCCAAUUUUAUCCAUAUUUUUACCAUCCCAACUUUUGUAUUGUAUUAGAUUUGAUUACAGGUUCUCUUGGAGAUCACAGAUAUUGCUUAUCUUUUAUAGAUAUGCAUCUUUUUGGGUGCACAGAGCAUGCCUUUACAGAACUGACCUGUUGCUGUAUACUAUGAGUUAUAAUUUUCAUUCUCUAUGUUGUCUUCACACCCAGCGCAUUUUGUGAGAUUAGGGGACUUUGAGGGUUUCAACAUCAAUGCUUUGGCAGCUUUGCAGAACCAUCAGAUACUACUGUUUU